This is a messenger RNA of Closterium sp. NIES-65, 6420 nucleotides long. The record is from the annotation of a GenBank genome assembly. NCBI's taxonomy places the organism in Eukaryota, Viridiplantae, Streptophyta, Zygnematophyceae, Desmidiales, Closteriaceae.
AUGGCGCGCGGUGCAACCGCAGCGGAUAAUGGCGGAAGUGGGAGAUCGGCCGCUGCUGGCCGCCGCGCGGCGGCGCUGGUGAUGGCGGUGAACGGACGGCGCGUGGCGGUGUGCGAUGUGGAUCCGCGCAUGUCGCUCAGCGAGUUCCUCCGCUCCAGGACAACGUUCACCGGCACCAAGCUGGGCUGCGGGGAAGUUGCGCGCCCCUGGGCUGCUGUCGCGGUCGUGCAUCGUGGCUGCGGAGCAUGUGCGGUGAUGGUGGCGCGCUACGACCCUCUCACCCACACCAUCCACGACCGCUCGCUCAAUGCCUGCCUGCUGCCACCCAUCCUUUUUCCUGCUUCCACCUACCCAUCCCCGCCCCUAUCAUCAGGAGGGUGCGGGGCAUGUGCAGUGAUGGUGGCGCGCUACAACCCGCUCACCCACACCACCGACGAGCGCUCUCUCAAUGCCUGCCUGCUGCCGCUCGCCUCGCUGCACCUCGCCGCCAUCACCACUGCCGAGGGCCUCUGCCUCUCUCCGACGCCAACACAUGCGGAGGAGGUCCCCCCGGGAAGCGGCGACGGUGUGGGCACAUCCCAGGGUCCAUCACAGCGCGCGGCCAUGGGUGGGCCAAGUGACGGCACAUCUCUCCACGUGGCUUCACAGCAGCCGCAGCAGCGGGACCUGCACAGCUGUUACCAGCACGGGCGGGCAGUGGUGCCCCACGCGGUGCAGCAGCGGCUGGCGGGGUUCCACGCAUCGCAGUGUGGCUUCUGCACGCCCGGUGUCGCCAUCGCGCUCUAUGCCGCCCUCCGCCGCCACCGCUCCCCUGCUGCUGCUGAGGUUGAUCGAAAAGGGGGGUUUAUUGAGGCUGUAUCUGCUGCUCCUGUGGCAGCGGGUGGUGGAGUGGAGGUGGUGGAGGGGCUGUCAGAGGAGGAGGCGGAGCAGGCGAUGGCGGGCAACCUGUGUCGCUGCACGGGCAACCUGUGUCGCUGCACGGGCAACCUGUGUCGCUGCACGGGGUACCGCCCCAUCCUUGACGCCUGCAAGAGCUUUGCUGGUCCCGCUAGCAGCGCAGGUGCAGAUACAGUGGGUGGAGCAGCGGGGCUGAUGGAUCUGGAGGAGCUGGGGUCGUGCGCUGCUGGGCAUGCUGCGGCAGGGGCGCGGGCGUGCAGGGUGGUGGGGCUCAGCGAGUUCGCCGCUGCUGCAUCAGCUGAGGCGCCAGCACAGGGACGUGCAGUGGCGCAGCGGGGCACCAAGUGCAGCGCUGAGGGCAGCGGGGUGUGCAGUGCUGAGGGCAGCGGGGUGUGCAGUGCGCGUGGCAAGCCCCUGCCCCUCUACAACCCCCUCUGCGACCCGCCCUUCCCCGCAUGGCUCAAGCUGGAAUCAAAGCAGCAGGCCAGCCGGUGGCAGGAGCGCGCAGGGAGGGGGGUGAACGGCGAGGGAGGGGAGAUGCUGGUGUGGGAGCACUGGGAGGAAGCAGGGGUGGGGGGAGAAGGUGGGUUGUGGGGAGAGUGGGGGUUGGAGGGAGAAGUGGACGUGGCAGGUGACGGUAGUGAUGGUGACGGGGGCAGCAGUGCAGGAGCUAGUGCGGAGGAGGCAGGGGGGCAGCCGGGGAAGGGGUGGAGGAGAGGGAGCAGGAAGGUGAUGUGGGUGGCGCCCAGGAGUCUAGAGGAGCUGAGAAUGGUGCUGCUGAAGUCAAGGCACGGAGGGAGCAGUGAUGAGGGGAUGGGAACAGGCGAGGAGGGAGGAGCAGGCGGGAGCAGCAGCAAGGAGGAGCAAAGAGCAGGAGGAUCAGGCGCUAUCCCUCGGGGCGAGUGUGAGAGUGAGUGGGGCGAGGUGCAGCUGGUGGCGGGCAGCACGGCAGCAGGUGUGUAUCCUGACCUGGCACGCUGUGACUCCAUGGCGCAUGUCACUCUCGUGGACGUCAAGGGACUGCCGGAGUUGCAGCACGUGGCGUGGGAGGAGGGGCCUGCUGGGGAGGACGGUGAGGGGGGUGAGAGGGGAGGGGGUGGAGAGGGUGGAGAGGGUGGAGAGGGUGAAGCAGCAGGGAAGGAGCGUGUUAUGGGGAUUAGGUUCGGUGCGGCUGUGACUCUAUCGGAUGUGAUUGCAGUGCUGGAGGCCGUGGCGAGGAAGGUUGGCGCUGGUGGCUCGGCUGCUGCAGACUACAGAGGCCCUGUCAUGCACGGCUGGGAUGACGCCAACGGGACAGCAUCACCACCAGCAGUGGCGGCGGCGGCGGCAGUUUUCUCGCGAGUAGCAGCCCAUGUGAGGAGGGUGGCGGGGCCGCAUGUGCGCAACGCUGCCAGCAUCGGUGGCAACCUUGUGCUGGCUGCGUCUCGCCGCGCCUUCCCCUCCGAUGUUGCCACUCUGCUGCUGGCGCUCCAUGCUUCUGUGCGCACCGCCACUCCCUCUCCCGGUCCCCCCGCCUCUGCAUCUCUCACAGGCAGCACAGCACGCAGCGAUGGGUGGGUGUGGGAGGAUCUCCCACUUGAGGCGUUUCUUCACCGCUCCCGACUCCCUCCCACCAUUCUCCUGCACUCUGUCUUCCUGCCCUGCCCCACGCCCUCUCCCCCCCCUCCCACCUCGCCCUCCUCUACCACUCCUCAGCUCGUGUUUGACUCCUUCCGUGCCUCUGCCCGCCCCUCUGGCAACGCCUAUGCCUAUGUCAACGCUGCCUUCCUCCUCCACAUCGCCCCCUCCUCCAUUCCACCACCCUCCGCCUCCUCCACCGCCUCCUCCACUGUAACCUCCUCUCCCCAUCCCCCGGCCCCCAUCAUCCAGUCCGCCCGCCUGGUCUUUGGCGCCUUCAACGGUCCGCACGCCAUCAGAGCCCGCCGCGCCGAGGCCUGUCUGCUGGCACCCAAUGGUGUGCUGACACCUGGCAGCGUGCUGGCGGCGGUGAGGGCAGUACGGGAGGAGGUGGUGCCCGGUGAGGGCACGCGGUGGGCGCAGUACCGCGUGGAGGCGGCCGUGGGGUUCCUCUUCUCCUUCCUCUCGCGCCUCCUGCCCCACACCACCACCCUGCCACGGACCGACCUGCCCCACACCACCACCCUGCCACGGACCGACCUGCCCCACACCACCACCCUGCCACGGACCGACCUGCCUCACACCACCACCCUGCCACGGACCGACCUGCCCCACACCACCACCCUGCCACGGACCGACCUGCCCCACACCACCACCCUGCCACGGACCGACCUGCCCCACACCACCACCCUGCCACGGACCGACCUGCCCCACACCACCACCCUGCCACGGACCGACCUGCCCCACACCACCACCCUGCCACGGACCGACCUGCCCCACACCACCUUGCCUCAGGCGGACCUGCCAGGGAAGAGCACAGGGAAUGGGGAUGGCGCAGUGGGUGCCAGCAACACGCGCUGCCCUGAGGAGGCUCACGGCGCUGCUGCAGGGGCUGAGAGCAGUGAUGGGGCGCAUGGCAGCAGCGGGCAGCAGCACGAGGUGAUGAGGGGCCGGCAGGUGAUGAGGGGCCGGCAGGUGAUGAGGGGCCGGCAGGUGUUGUGCGGCCGGCAGGUGUUGAGGGGCCGGCAGGUGUUGAGGGGCCGGCAGGUGUUGUGCGUCACCACGGACGUCGCUCCUCUCGCCCUGCCGCUGCCCAAGCUGGGUGCCGACCUGCAGGCCACAGCGCCAUCCGCACCUGUCUGCUCCCGCCCAUUCGCAUCCCUUCCUCGCCCCAGCCUCACGCCACACUCAACGCACACACUCUGUCACCCCCCUCUCUCCCAUUCGCCCUCUCCCCUUUCUCUCUGCCUCCUCUCCCUCCUUUCCCUCCCCUCCCCAUCAGGCCACGCCAGGUACGUGGACGACAUGCCAGCGCCAGCCGCGUGUCUCUACGCCGCCUUUGCAGUGGCCACGCACCCCUGUGCUCGCAUCACCGCGCGCUGCUACAGCGCUGCACUCGCCUCCCCGGGAGUGGUGGCGGUGCUGGACGCCUCGCACCUGCCGCCUGGGGGGGCCAACGUGGCCUCGCUGCUUGUGGGGGCGGCGGACACGCUGUUUGCUCACGACAGCACGGAGUUUCAUGGCCAACCUGUGGCCCUCGUGGUGGCAGACUCAUACCGCCACGCACAGGAGGGCGCACGCAAGGUGCACUGCUCCUACCACCCCUUUCCUCUGCCUGCCGCAUCGCAGCCAGCAGCAGCAGCAGGAGCAGCAUCAGCAGCAGAAGAAGCAUCAGCAAGAGCAAGAGCAGCAGGAUCAGCAGAAGAAGGUGUAUCAACAGAUGCAUCCAGUGCAGGCCGGGGCAGGCGGGGUCCCCUUGUGACGAUUGAGCAGGCGGAGGCAGAGGGGGCCUUCCUCCCUCUCCACCCCGCCUUCCUCAACUGCCUGCCUCGUCGAGGAAAUUUCCAGGAAGCUUUUGACAAGAGCCCAUUGAAGAUCAGCGGAGAGGUGCGGUCGGGCUCACAGCAGCAUUUCUACUUGGAGCCGCAGGCAGCGCUGGCAAUACCAGACGAGGGGGGCAGCAUGACGGUGCACAGCGCCACGCAGAGCCCCGAGCACACGCAGCAGGCCGUGGCCCUCGCCCUGGGCCUGCCCCUCUCCUGCGUGCGCGUUGUCACCCGCCGGCUGGGUGGCGCGUUCGGUGGCAAGACGGUUCAGGCCAGCCGUGUGGCAGUGGCGUGUGCGCUGGCAGCGCAGCGACUGCAGCGCCCUGUGCGCAUGGCCUUGGACCGCAAGGCCGACACGGCGCUCACAGGCGGGCGGCACGAGGGGCGCGCACGGUACGACGUGGGGUGUGACGGCACGGGGCGCGUGCACGCACUGCGCGUGCGGGCGGUGCUGAACGGCGGCAGCAGCGCCAGCACGAGCUGCUGGCUGGCCGCUAACUACGGGCCGGCUCUGGUGCAGUACGCGUGGGGGGCACUGGAGAUCAACUUCAAAGUGGUCAGGACGGACCUACCGACGCGCAGCCCAGUGAGGGCGCCAGGCGAGGUGCAGGCGGUGGUGGUGGCGGAGAGCGUGAUGGACCACGUCGCUGCUGCCCUGGGGCUGCCCCCCCUGCUCGUGCGUGAGCGCAACCUUAUCACCACCCACGCCCUCCGUGACUUCUUCCCUUCUGCCUUCCCCCCUCCUCCUCCUCCGCCUGCUCCUGCUCCUGCAAAUCCUGCUGCUCCUGCUGCUGCCAAUUCUCCUGCUCCUGCUGCUGCUGCCACACCCGCUGCAGCAGAGGGGGAGGAUAAAGAGGAGGGGGAGGAGGAUGAGGGAGCGAUAGCACAGCGGGUGUGGAGGGAGGCGAAGGCCCUUGCGGGCUACACCGAGCGCGCAGCAGCGGUAGAGGCAUUCAACGCGGCACACGUGUGGCGCAAGCGGGGCGUGGCCAUGGCGCCGGCACUCUACCACGUGGCGCUGCUCGCCAAGCCCGCACGCGUGACGGUGUUUGGCGACGGGUCGGUGGUGGUGGAGGCGGGCGGCGUGGAGAUGGGGCAGGGGCUCUCCACCAAGCUGCGCCAGGCCGCUGCCCUCGGCCUCAACGCCCUCUGGGGCACCACUGCUACCGGCACAGCAGAUGCUGCCUCCUGUGCCGCCGUGCUGCUCGCCUGCCAAAAGCUGCUGCCCACGCUGCUCACCGCCAAGGCUGCAGCCGAGCAGGCCAAGGCAUGCCAGCGGGUGAAGCGGGAUAGCGGACUUAUUAAAGGGGAGUCACGAAUAGGAGAAGAUGACGUGGCGGUGGAGGAGGGUGACUUGGCGAGGUGGGAGGAGGUGGCAGCGCAGGCCAAGGCCAUGGAGCUCACGCUCUCAGCGCAGGCGCACUUUCAGCCAGACCCCUCCCACGCCUCCUACUUCACCUUUGGUGCCGCCGUCUCAGAGGUGGAGGUGGAUGUGCUGACAGGGGCAGUGGCAGUGCUGCGUGCUGACAUACACUAUGACUGUGCGCGCAGCCUCAACCCGGCUGUCGACAUUGGCCAGGUGGAGGGGGCGUUCGUGCAGGGGCAGGGCUUCUUCACCACGGAAGAGGUACUGCUGGAGGAAGCUACCGGGAAGCUGCUGUCAGACGGCACGUGGGCAUACAAGGUGCCAUCAUUCGACACCGUGCCCCGUCAGCUCAACGUCUCCCUCCUGCAUGGGACAGCCAACAAGCAAGGCGUGCUCUCUUCCAAAUCAUCUGGCGAGCCCCCGCUGCUGCUCGCUGUCUCCAUCCACUCCGCCAUCCGCCACGCCAUUGCCGCUGCUCGCCACCAGUUGGCCCACCCAACCACACAAGCAGGCAGUGCAACUGGCGGGGUCUGGGGAGAGUUUGUGCGGCUGAACUCGCCCGCCACCAUGCCUGUGGUGCAGCGUGCGUGUGGGUCGCAGCUGGUGGAGGCUUAUCUGGAGAAGCAGCUCGCUGCGUCUGCUGCUGCUGGUAUUGAUGCUGCUGACGGCGCUGGUGCUAAAAUCAGUGAAGCUGGUGCUUUUCGGGAUACUUAG